Echinostoma caproni is the source of this 1551-nucleotide messenger RNA. Lineage: Eukaryota; Metazoa; Platyhelminthes; Trematoda; Plagiorchiida; Echinostomatidae. The record is from the annotation of a GenBank genome assembly.
AUGAAGAAAAUUAAAGAAACCUUAUCUAAUCCUUGUUACUUUCGUUCCUUUCUUACUCAGGAUUCUGGUCAAAGCAGCUACAUUGAGGAUCUCUUCUACAACGAAUCCCGAACCGCGGGUAACGGUUGGGUUGCGGCCACACCAACCUACACAGACUCGCAAGGCGAACCGAAAGAGCCACCGGAAAAAUUCCCGUUAGCAGACGGAUGGCAAUGGGAUGGCGACUGGAGUGUGGACUACAAUCGGCCGUGUGAUGAUGACGGUUUUGAGUAUACGGUUAACGCUGCCUUGGGUGGAUAUGUGGUCGUCGAGAAGUUGUAUCACUCGUUUCGCCGUCGUCGACUUAUUCGUCGUCGAAUCCCGACCGACAACGCAUCCAAGACAAUUAAAGAGACUGUGCCCACGCAGUCACAGGAUCAUUGGGANCAUUGGGAGUACGCGUUCAAUUUUGAAUCGUCUUUUCACGCCAAGGAGCGUAAAGUUGACAUGGCACGGAGACGUCGUUGGCAUCGAGCUAUCAAACCUGUGGGCGAAACUGUGGAAGGAGCAAGCUGCGUUAUGCAAUUGGGUGGUUCAGGAGCAUCCACUAGCGGGAAAAUGACCGUUCCGCGGGUGUAUCUGCGCUAUACAGGCCCACACACAUGGCAUCUGAGAGCUUAUCUGUUUCAGGCCCGUAGUUUGCUGGGUGCUGAUGAUACCGGGCUCUCCGAUCCUUAUGUGCGAUGCUCUUUCCAAGGUUUGACACAACGCACAGAGACAAUCAUGGCCACAUUGUGUCCUACUUGGGAUGAGACACUGAUCUUCGAGGAGGUGAAAAUUUACGGUGACCCAAUGACCACGGCUAGCUGUCCUCCUCCAGUCAUUGUGGAAAUAUUCGAUUGGGACAAGUUGACAUCAGAUCAAUUUUUGGGCCGAUGUCAGAUUGUUCCUUUCAUCAAACUGGACGCGAAUGCUCCACUCAAUUGUGUUCUCCAAUGGUACAAUAUUGAGAAAGGGACCAAGAGUGGCGGGGAAUUGUUGGCCGCAUUCGAGUUGAUUUUGUUGGACGGUAAGAAACCCCCACUUCCACCAACACGACGUGGUCGCCUGUACAAUGUGCCCGAAAGUAUUCGGCCGGUGCUUCAACGAACCGGGAUCGAAAUUCUCUGCUGGGGUGUGCGGAAUGUGCGCAAGCAUCAACUGGCCAGUGUGAACUCACCGUCUGUGGAAUUUGAGAUCGGUGGUAAAGUGAUCGAAUCAUCGAUCAUCAAAGAUGCCAGACGGAAUCCGAACUUCACCGAACCGUUGCUAUUCCUGGAUGUUCUACUGCCCAAAGAAGAACUAUACACACCACCAAUGAAUAUUUGUGUGCGCGAUCAUCGGGCUUUUGGUCUUCGUCCAUUGGUUGGAAUUCAUGUGUUAAAAAAUUUCAGCCAGUUUAAAGUUCCUCCACGUACAGUUCGACAUGAUCCUCUGACAGAAAUUCCAGUACUCACGCACUUUAUGGAGUUGCACGAUCGUCGACAUUUCCGAACAGCUCUUUUAAUCGUGUUUUCCAUUUAUAAUCUAUGA